GAACUGGUACCUAAGGAAGGACUACGAAUCCCAGCAAGCAGUUCGCAACGCAAGCGCGGAGGAGGAGGAGCGCUGGGCCGUCGGGCCCGGCCGAGCCAGGCAGGGGCAGCACCGGGCGCGGGGCCAUGGGGAAGCGUUACUUCUGUGACUACUGCGACCGCUCCUUCCAGGACAACCUCCACAACCGCAAGAAGCACCUGAAUGGGCUGCAGCACCUCAAGGCCAAGAAGGCCUGGUACGACAUGUUCCGAGAGGGUCUCAGGCUUGGCUGCACGCUGGCGUCACCUGGGGAACAUGAUGCUGAGGCCACUCCCUACCCCACUUUCCCAGCAGGUCCAUGUGCCAUCAGAUGGGGAAACGGAGGCCCGGAGAGGUUAAACACCUGGCCUGUGGUCAUGGACAUCUGGACUCCGAAGCCGCUGGUCUUGCCAUGGCCCUCAGCCCCCAGCGGAGCCCUCCCUGCCAGAGCAGCGAGUAACUGUCUCCCCCUUGCAGGCCAGUGUGACUUCGGCCCCAACUGCAGAUUUUCCCACAUGUCCGAGCGAGACCUGCAGGAGCUAAGUAUCCAGGUGGAGGAGGAGCGGCGGGCCAGGGAGUGGCCUCUGGACAUCGCUGACCUCCCCGAGGGCCAUCUGGAGGACUGGCUGGAGGAGAGAGCCAAGCGGCUGAGCUCGGCCCCGAGCAGCAGGGCUGAGCCCAGCAGAGCCACCGUCUUCCAGUACCCAGUCGGCUGGCCACCCGUCCAGGAGCUGCCGCCAUCUCUGCGGGCACCCCCACCGGGGGGGUGGCCCCUGCAGCCCCGCGUCCAGUGGGGCUAGUCCCUCAUCCACCCUGGCCCCUCCGGGUCAGCUCCCACUGCAGUCACAGUAAAAAUAAGGGCUCCUGCUGGGGACGCUGGGGUCCCCUCCUGCUGUGCCCCUCGGAGCCUCUGAAGCCAUUAGCUUGGCCUGGCCUGGCCCGGCUGAGGCGCAGGAGCGCCCCCACCCGGUGCAGCCCUGGCCCUGGCCAGUCAGCGCCACCCUCCCUCCCUCAUGGGAUGUCUGAGACGGGUGAGGAAACUUCCUGCUGGAUGUUUAUAAACAAAGUGUCACUACGGCGA
Molecule: messenger RNA, 1099 nt
Organism: Myotis lucifugus (little brown bat)
Lineage: Eukaryota; Metazoa; Chordata; Mammalia; Chiroptera; Vespertilionidae
Gene: ZMAT5
Product: zinc finger matrin-type 5
Exons: 7
Coding region: 126-818 (230 amino acids)
Cellular component (GO): U12-type spliceosomal complex
Molecular function (GO): zinc ion binding
Source: RefSeq, a predicted model, not a curated record